This is a messenger RNA of Patella vulgata (common limpet), 2754 nucleotides long. RefSeq names its product zinc finger protein 501. The transcript is spliced from 2 exons. Lineage: Eukaryota; Metazoa; Mollusca; Gastropoda; Patellidae. Bases 128 to 1588 code for a protein of 486 amino acids. The record is from RefSeq and is a predicted model, not a curated record. Gene Ontology annotation, biological process: regulation of transcription by RNA polymerase II. Gene Ontology annotation, molecular function: RNA polymerase II cis-regulatory region sequence-specific DNA binding; DNA-binding transcription factor activity.
UCUCGGCCGAAGACUUGUUUACUAAACGAAGAGCUAUUUUCUUGACUUAUAGUUGUAGAAGAGACAGAUCAGCAAUCCUGUGUUACAACAGCUUCACAAAUAGACAACAGAAAUUGCUAACAAAAUAAUGGAAACUAAUGAUGUUAUAACAUUUCAUCAGUGUGUUGUAUGUGAUGAGAUUUUUCAACAACAUGAUGAUUUAGAAAAACACAAUAAGAUGCUUGUUAAAGAAGAGAAAACUGAUGAUGUAGAUGGAUAUUGUGAUGUUAAAGAAGAGAAAACUGAUGAUGUAGAUGAAUAUUGUCAUGUUAAAGAAGAGAAAACAGAUGAUGUAGAUGAAUAUUGUCAUGUUAAAGAAGAGAAAACAGAUGAUGUAGAUGGAUAUUGUCAUGUUAAAGAAGAGAAAACUGAUGAUAUAGAUGAAUAUUGUCAUGUUAAAGAAGAGAAAACUGAAGAUAUUGAAACUGUUUAUCAGUGUAAAUUGUGUGAUGAAGAAUUUAAUUUAGAAACAGAUUUAGAAAAACACUGUGAAAUACAUGUUAGUCAGCAAGGGCAAACUGGCGAAAAACCUUAUAAAUGUGAUGUUUAUAGUAAAUCAUUUCCACAGAGUAGUAGUCUACAGUCACACAUAAGAAUUCAUAUUGGAGAAAAACCUUAUAAGUGUGAUGUUUGUAGUAAAUCAUUUAGUAAGAGUAGGUGUCUGCUGAAUCACAGGAGAAAGCAUAGACCAGUAAAACCUUAUAAAUGUGAUGUUUGUAGUAAAUCAUUUAGUAAGAAAAUUAUUCUACAGAAGCACAGAAGAACUCAUCCUGUAGUAAAAUCUUAUAAAUGUGAUGUUUGUAGUAAAUCAUUUUCUAAAGGUUAUAACUUAAAAAAGCACAUCAGAAUUCACACUGGUGAAAAACCAUAUAAAUGUGAUGUUUGUGAUAAAUCAUUCACUCAGAGUAGUAAUCGACAGAAACACAUGAGAAUUCAUACAGGUGAAAAACCUUAUAAAUGUGAUGUUUGUAAUAAAUCAUUUAUUGAUAGUAGUCAUCUACAGUCACACAUGAGAAUUCACACUGGUGUAAAAUCUUUUAAAUGUGAUGUUUGUAGUAAAUCAUUUACUAUGAGUGGUCAUCUAUAUAGACAUAUUAGAACUCAUACAGGUGAAAGACCUUAUAAAUGUGAUGUUUGUAGUAAAUCAUUUACUAUGAGUGGUCAUCUAUAUAGACAUAUUAGAACUCACACAGGUGAAAAACCUUAUAAAUGUGAUGUUUGUAGUAAAUCAUUUACUGAAAGUAGUCAUCUUUAUACACACAUAAGAAUUCAUACUGGUGAAAAACCUUAUAAAUGUGAUGUUUGUAGUAAAUCAUUUACCCAGUCUGGUCAUUUACAGGACCACAUCAGAAUACAUACAGGUGAAAAACCUUUUAAUUGUGAUGUUUGUAGUAAAUCAUUUUCCACUAGAAGUCAACUACAGGACCACAUCAGAAUACAUACUGGUGAAAAACCUUAUAAAUGUAAUGUUUGUAGUAAAUCAUUUGCUAGCCGUAAUUCUUUACGAAAACACAUGAGAACACAUAAAAAACAACCCAGCAAAAUAUAAAUGUUAUUGGUAGCCAUACCAGAUUUUUCUCAUGGCGCUACCACAUGUAGUUUCGUUCUUAUGCAAACUCUUCAGGAUUCAGGUGGAUCACGGGUGGCUAAGUAGGUAAUACGCUGGCUCGCUAGCCUGGAGGUCAGUUGUUCGAUCCCUGCAUUGGCCGAGAAAGUUCAUCCAGAUUUUCCGGGGUGUUUCUCCUUGUCAGUGAUGCAGGACAGAGGGCCUGACAAGGACAGCUGUCUAAUCGUUUGGAGAGGACGGAAAACCGAGGUCCCGUGUACACAUUGGCAUGCACGUAAAAGAUCCCUUGACAGUUGGAAUUCGAUAUAAGAGCACACUGUAUGGUGUAUACCCGUCUUUAUUAGCCCAGUUUGGUGUAGAACGUUUAACCCCAAUUAAUUUCUUCAGGCUGUUGGGGACCAAAGCAAUUCUGUUUCAUUCAGAGUUGUUGUAAUUGUGUAUGACCAGAAAGUUGGCUAAAGAAUUUAUGUAAUAAAAAUGCUUAUUUAUGUAGAGAUGUUAUAGAUCAAGACAAUAAUACAUUCACAUAUAAAAAUAGAUAACAAUGAACAUACUUGAUCAAAUAUAUAAAUAAAAAUUGUGAUUUAGAUAAAAUUACAUGUGAUUAGAAAUUUAAAUAAAUCUUGAUAAUCUUUAUGAAAGUUGUUUUUUAGGCCCAAAAAAAUGAUGUUCUGUUUCUGGUAACCCAACCGACCCAUUACAAAACCUGCAGACUCAAUUUUUUUUUUAGUGUCAAGAGAAAUAAAAAAAACUUUUUUGUUCAACAAACGACCAUUCAGAAUACGCUUAGCCUACCAUAUUCGUGAAAAUGCCUAUAUUAUUUGUUGCUGUAAAUGAAUAUAAAUGUCAUCGUUCUUUGAAUCGGUAUUUACCGAUCGGAAUAAGCGAGUACUGUACAGCGAUUUAUUAUUAAGAACUGCCAUACUGUUGACGCGAGAUUGCUAACUGACGUGAAAAUCGAGACUACAGGUUUCGUAUAGAUUUACCACUGCUCAUUUCUAAAAGUUAUAAUCCUCACAGCGGUCUUUCUAAUAAGUAACGGCAUGCAAAUUGGACAAAAACAAGUUAACGUAUAUUUCAAACAGGUGAAUAGGAUCUGCUUUGGUAUUUAAAACAAGACAAAUAAAUUUAUUACAGACCUAUUUCGU